This is a messenger RNA of Penicillium roqueforti, 681 nucleotides long. RefSeq lists its product as uncharacterized. Lineage: Eukaryota; Fungi; Ascomycota; Eurotiomycetes; Eurotiales; Aspergillaceae. The transcript has 4 exons. The record is from RefSeq and is a predicted model, not a curated record. The coding region runs from base 1 to 681 and encodes 226 amino acids.
AUGCCUCCAUUUCGUAACUUUCUAGGACGAAAGUCCCAACCCAAUGAGGAACCCGCUCCCGUGGAUGAGAACUAUCUCUCUCCAAAUCAACGUCCUGCGCCCAUACCGAUCCGCAAUAGCCAGGAUGAGCCCACCGAGUACAAAUUGAGUGUGGUCAACGACAGCGGCGUCUAUCUUCCGCCUUCCCCCCCCGAGCGGCCGAGUUUCUGGCGCCGAUACCCGGGCUCCAACAAAACCAUCAACCAUCGAGAUCUAGUUGACGAGAAUGAGCCGUUCUCCAUCUCUCGCGAGUCCUUUGACUCUUACCGCCGAUCAUUUGAUAUUUCCGCCCGCUCACCCAUCAUCCAUCCUGAUGCUGGCCCCUCUCGAACUUCUCUUGACUCUCGGUUCUCCCGAUUAACCCCAUCGGGCACUCAGUCCAUCAGCCUUACCAAGUCUGGAAUCAUGGAGGAAGAAGCCUUUGAAGAAGUAGGAUUAAAUGACGAGAAACCUAAGAAAAAGGGCUUCCUCUCCCGGUUUGGUGACUCUAGUAAUGAUGCGCAAUCAUCCGGGUCCAAGUCUUCUACCUCGUCCUUCGGCUUCCACAUUCCUGGGCGGAAGCGCGGCCAGAGUGGCGGCGGAUCAGAGCUGGCAUCUGUGAAAGCAACCUCCUUCGAACCUGCACCCCCCGGUGGUAUAUGA